Molecule: messenger RNA, 10731 nt
Organism: Diabrotica virgifera virgifera (western corn rootworm)
Lineage: Eukaryota; Metazoa; Arthropoda; Insecta; Coleoptera; Chrysomelidae
Product: angiotensin-converting enzyme-like
Exons: 36
Coding region: 180-6821 (2213 amino acids)
Biological process (GO): proteolysis
Cellular component (GO): plasma membrane
Molecular function (GO): peptidyl-dipeptidase activity; metallopeptidase activity
Source: RefSeq, a predicted model, not a curated record
GGCCAUUAACGAUAUAUACACACAAGCAAAUAAAGUGGAAUAAUAACCCUGAAUAAAUAAGUUCAGUAAAUUAUUUCGUGUGAUAAGAAAACUCAUUGCUAAAUUCAUUGCUAAAUGCUUACAUUUUAGUAUAAAGUUCUAAUCGUCGUGGCCACUGAAAGACGCGCGAAAGUGAAAACAUGGCUAAUUUCUUGCAAAAGCACAAAAAAUGGAUUAUAUCCGCAACAGUAACCAUGGUGGCUGUGAUAGCCAUAAUUCUGUAUUUUGUUCUUGCCGCCAGUGGCAAGGAUCCAAAUAUAGAAGAAGAAGAAGCAACUGCUUAUAAUUUUAUAAGAGUGACUAAUAAAAAGAAUGAGGAAAAUCUCAAUAAGGCAACGAUAGCUGAAUGGAAUUAUGCUUCUAACAUUACCGAUUAUAAUCUUGAAAUUAGUUUAAAUGUAUCUGCGGAAGUCGCCCAACAAGAUAAAGAAACCUGGGAGCAAGUGAAGCAGUUCGAUUGGAAACGCUUCUCUUCUACUGAUCUGAGGAGGCAGUUUAAGUCUUACUCAGUUAUUGGAAGCGCAGCCUUACCAGAAGCAGAAUUUAAGGCUUUGAAGAAACAUAUUAGCGACAUGGAAUCUGUGUACGCCAAGGCAAAAAUUUGUGAUUAUAAUAACAAAACCAACUGUGAUCUAGCUUUAGAACCUGAAUUGACAGCUAUUUUGGCAAACUCGAGAGAUGAAAAGGAACUAAAACACGUAUGGGUAGAAUGGAGAAAGGCCCUUAGCAAGUGCAAAGCAGAUUAUAUUCCCUACGUGACCCUAUCUAACCAGGCAGCUAAAUUAAACAACUUUACUGAUAAUGCAGAACUGUGGCUCUUAAACUACGAAGACGAUACUUUCAAAGACCAAGUACAAGCUUUAUGGGAGCAAGUGAAGCCUUUAUACCUAGAACUUCACGCCUAUGUGAGGUUCAAGCUAAGACAAAAAUACGGAGAUGUUGUCCCGGAGAAAGGACCUAUUCCUGCUCAUUUGUUAGGAAAUAUGUGGGCACAAACAUGGAACAAUAUUGCAAGCUUCACAUUACCAUAUCCAGAUGUUGUUGAUUAUGAUAUAACUGCAGAAAUGUUGAAACAGAACUUCACAGCGAAGAAGAUAUUUGAAACGGCCGAAAGUUUUUUCAAGUCCAUCAAUUUAACAGCUAUGCCCGAUCUGUUCUGGCAGAGAUCAAUCAUAGAGAAGCCGAAGGAUAGGGAAAUCGUUUGUCAUGCCUCAGCCUGGGACUUCUACGAUGGAAAGGACUUCAGGAUCAAAAUGUGUACUGACGUUAAUUAUGAGGAUAUGAACACAGCUCACCACGAAAUGGGACACAUAGAGUACUUUUUACAGUACCGCAAUCAGCCUACUCCAUACCGGACUGGAGCUAAUGAUGGAUUCCACGAAGCUGUUGGAGACCUGAUUUCUUUAUCAUUCAGUUCCACCAAACAUUUGCGGAAAAUUGGACUAAUAACAUCCAAAGCUGAUAACAAUGAACAGCUUCUCAACAACUUAUACAAGAUUGGUUUAGAAAAAAUCGCAUUCUUGCCAUUCGGAUACUUGAUCGACUUGUGGCGAUGGGAUAUCUUUGCAGGAAAAACUACUCCUGAAAACUACAACUGUAAGUGGUGGGAACUAAGGGAAAAGUACCAAGGACUUGAACCUCCAGUUGAUCGGUCUGAAGAAGAUUUUGAUCCAGCUGCAAAGUACCACGUAGUUGCAGACGUUCCAUAUCUCAGGUACUUCAUAAGCUUCGUCGUUCAGUUCCAGUUCCAUAAAGCUGUGUGCGAAAAAGCAGGAGAAUAUGAGCCAAAUAAUCCUAAAAAACCUUUACAUGAAUGUGAUAUUUAUCAGAAUACUGAUGCUGGUAACGCUCUUAAAAAAAUGCUUGAAAUGGGUGCUUCUAAACCAUGGCCGGAUGCAAUGGAAGCUUUGACAGGUCAAAGAACCAUGGACGCUAGUGGACUUUUGGAAUAUUUUAAACCUCUUACUACAUGGUUGAAGCAAGAGAAUGCCAAAAAUGGAGUUCAAGUUGGUUGGGAAAAGAGCAAAAGAGUAUGCGUAAGGACUAGGCAGGAGUUAGUCUCAAAGGAUAAGCCCAAGGAAUCCACAGAAUGUGGACUCUGUUAUACGCUGUUAGUAACCAUGGUGGCUGUGAUAGUCAUAAUUCUGUAUUUUGUUCUUGCCGCCAGUGGCAAGGAUCCGAAUAUAGAAGAGGAAGAAGCAGCUGCUUAUAAUUUUAUAAGAGUGACUAAUAAAAAGAUUCAGGAAAAUCUGAAUAAGGCAAUGAUAGCUGCAUGGAAUUAUGGUUCUAACAUUACGGAUUAUAAUCUUGAAAUUACUUUAAAUGUAACUGCGGAAGUCGCCCAACAAGGUAAAGAAAUCUGGAAGCAAGUGAAGCAGUUCGAUUGGAAACGCUUCUCUUCUACCGAUCUGAGGAGGCAGUUUAAGUCCUACUCACUUCUUGGACGCGCAGCCUUACCAGAAGCAGAACUCAAGGCUUUGAACAAACAUAUUAGUGACAUGGAAUCUGUGUACUCCAAGGCAAAAAUUUGUGAUUAUAACAACAAAACCAACUGCGAUCUAGCUUUAGAACCUGAAUUGACAGCUAUUUUGGCAAAUUCAAGAGAUGAAAAGGAACUGAAACAUGUAUGGGUAGAAUGGAGAAAGGCCCUUAGCAAGUGCAAAGCAGAUUACAUUCCCUACGUGACCCUAUCUAACCAGGCAGCUAAAUUAAACAACUUUACUGAUAAUGCGGAAGUGUGGCUCUUAGACUACGAAGACGAUACUUUCAAAGACCAAGUACAAGCUUUAUGGGAGCAAGUGAAGCCUUUAUACUUAGAACUUCACGCCUAUGUGAGGUUCAAGCUAAGACAAAAAUAUGGAGAUAUUGUCCCGGAGAAGGGACCAAUUCCUGCUCAUUUAUUAGGAAAUAUGUGGGCACAAGCAUGGAUCAAUAUUGCAAGCUUCACAUUACCAUAUCCAGAUGUUGUUGAUUAUGAUAUAACUGCAGAAAUGUUGAAACAGAACUUCACAGCAAAGAAGAUAUUUGAAACGGCCGAAAGUUUUUUCAAGUCUAUCAAUUUAACAGCUAUGCCCGAUCUGUUCUGGCAGAGAUCAAUCAUAGAGAAGCCAAAGGAUAGGGAAAUCAUUUGUCAUGCCUCAGCCUGGGACAUCUUCGAUGGAAAGGACUUCAGGAUUAAAAUGUGUACUGACGUUAAUUAUGAGGAUAUGGACACAGCUCACCACGAAAUGGGACACAUAGAGUACUUUUUACUGUACCGCGAUCAGCCUACUCCAUACCGGACUGGAGCUAAUAAUGCAUUUCACGAAGCUGUUGGAGACCUGAUUUCUUUAUCAUUCAGUUCCACCAAACAUUUGCGGAAAAUUGGACUAAUAACAUCCAAAACUGAUAACAAUGAACAGAUUCUCAACAACUUAUACAAGAUGGGUUUAAAAAAAAUCGCAUUCUUGCCAUUCGGAUACUUGAUCGACUUGUGGCGAUGGGAUAUCUUUGCAGGAAAAACUACUCCUGAAAACUACAACUGUAAGUGGUGGGAACUAAGGGAAAAAUACCAAGGAAUUGAACCUCCAGUUGAUCGGUCUGAAGAAGAUUUUGAUCCAGCUGCAAAGUACCACGUAGUUGCAGACGUGUCGUAUCUCAGGUACUUCAUAAGCUUCGUCAUUCAGUUCCAGUUCCAUAAAGCUGUGUGCGAAAAAGCAGGAGAAUAUGAGCCAAAUAAUCCUAAAAAACCUUUACAUGAAUGUGAUAUUUAUCAGAAUACUGAUGCUGGUAACGCUCUUAAGAAGAUGCUUAAAAUGGGUGCUUCUAAACCAUGGCCGGAUGCAAUGGAAGCUUUGACAGGUCAAAGAACCAUGGACGCUAGUGGACUUUUGGAAUAUUUUAAACCACUUACCACAUGGUUGAAGCAAGAGAAUGCCAAAAAUGGAGUUAAAGUUGGUUGGGAAAAGAGCAAAAGAGUAUGCGUAAGGACUAGGCAGGAGUUAGUCUCAAAGGAUAAACCCAAGGAAUCCACAGAAGAAGACCGGCGUUUGCGCAAGGACAAGUGCGUUUUUCGAAAAAAGACAAUAGAGUUUCUCGGGUUUCAAAUUAGUGAAGACGGUUUAGGUCCCACUAAAGACAAAGUCGCGGCCAUCACAAAUGCGCCUGCUCCGACUAAUAAAACCGAAUUACAAGCUUUUCUUGGACUUUUAAAUUUUUAUCAUGCUUUCCUAAAAGACAAGGCAACUAUUGCAAAUCCGUUCCAUGCACUGCUCCGACAGUACGUUCCUUGGCAGUGGCGUUUCAAGGAACAAAAAGCUUUUGAAAUAUUAAAAGACAUUUUGGCAAAAGAACCGGUGUUGGGACAUUACAGUGAACGGAAGGAUUUAUUUUUGACGUGUGAUGCUAGCCCUUACGGGUUUGUAUUCAAAAAAAAUAGAAACAUGUGUGAUAUCAGUGUUGUCAAGAAGACCCCUUUUGUGAUUAUCUAUUUUGUAAAUUUUCACUUAAUCCUUGCUCAAGUAAGCCUGCCCCCCGCGUUUAUCCCCAACGAUCAACGUCGAGAUCCUUACAAUAAUAACGGUAGAGGAGACCCCUAUAAUAAUGACGGUAGGGGUUUUUCGAGUUCAACACCUUUUCCACCCUACAGUUCUACCCCUUUUCCUCCCAGAGACUUCCCGUACAAUCCUAAUGACCCUAGAAACGACUACAACCAAAAUUUCGGGCAAAGACCCAGUGAUUUACCCCCGAGCUUUGUCUCUAAGAAUAACGUAAACAAUCCUCAAAAUUUUAACAAUCGACAGGGUGACUUUUCGGCUCAGAGACCUCUCAAUCCUCAGAAUUUCGGUGGUAGGUCCUUUGACGACGAUUUCAACAGGAGAAAUAGGGUCGAUGGAGAUAGAGAUAUAAGAGGGUUGUUACAGGCUUUGGAUAUUCAAGCUUCUCAAAUGUGCACGAAUAACGUGGCUGCUCAAUGGAACUUUGAGACCAACAUCAAUGAGGCUACUCAAUUGGAAGCUAUCAAUGCCCAACAAUUUUACUCGGAUUUCCAACACGGAGUCUGGGACCUGCUCAAUAAGGUGGGCAAUAUCAAUAGCCUGGAUCCUCAAACAUUUAGACAAAUUAAGUAUUACUCAGUGAUAGGGCCUUCGGCAUUACCUCCAGAAGAAUUAGAUAGGUACAAUCGACUGAUUAACGACAUGCUGGUCCUGUACAAUACUGGCUCUAUAUGUGCCUUCAAUGAUCCUCUACAUUGCGGGCUAAGACUACAACCAGAUCUGUCCAAAAUCAUGGCCAAGAGCAGAAACUGGGAUGAGCUGCAGUACGUUUGGACUGAAUGGAGGAGAAACUCAGGGCAGAAGAUGAAAGACUCGUACGAGCAGAUGGUAAAGGUAUCCAAUAAUGCUGCCAGAGCAAAUAAUUUUACUGACACUGCCGAUUACUGGAGCUUUCCAUUCGAAUCCCCAUCCUUGAUGUUAGACAUGGAAGAUGCCUGGGAAGAAGUAAAGCCCCUAUAUGAGCUCCUAUUGACAUACGUACGACGCAAACUAAGAGAAUAUUACGGACCUGAGAAGAUCAAUAGACAGGCACCUUUACCUGCCCACAUUCUGGGCAACAUGUGGGGUCAGUCAUGGAGCAAUAUAUUUGAUAUCACACAGCCGUAUCCUGGACAAAGCUUCUUAGAUGUUACUCCAGAAAUGAUCAAACAGGGUUACACGCCACCAGAUCUGUUCAGAUUGGCAGAAGACUUUUUCGUUUCAAUGAAUAUGAGUGUUCUUCCUCUAGAAUUUUGGCAAGGAUCGGUACUUCAAGAACCGCUGGACAGGAUAGUUCUUUGUCAACCUUCUGCCUGGGAUUUCUGCAAUCGUAGGGACUUUAGGAUCAAAAUGUGCACAAACGUCAACAUGAAAGACCUAAUAACAGCUCAUCAUGAAAUGGCACACAUUUACUACUUUAUUCAAUAUAAGAAUCAACCAAAAGUGUUCAGAGAUGGGGCAAAUCCAGCUUUCCACGAAGCUAUCGGUGAAGCGAUAGGUCUUUCAGUAGGCACUCCAAGGCACCUGCAGGCUUUGGGAUUAGUCCAAAAAUCUAUCGAUCGUGUAGCGGUGGAUAUAAACUUUUUGUAUUCAAUGGCUCUCGACAAGAUAGUCUUCCUGCCAUUCGCUUUGGUAAUGGAUAAGUGGCGAUAUGACGUCUUCAAGGGUGUUGUUCAAAAAGAAGAAUAUAAUUGCCAUUGGUGGCUUCUAAGUGAGAGAUACCAAGGUAUAAAACCACCAGUACUGAGGUCCGAAAUCGACUUUGAUCCAGGGUCCAAGUAUCAUAUUCCUGCCAAUAUUCCAUAUUUAAGGUAUUUCGUUAGCACGAUUCUCCAGUUUCAAAUCUACCGUUCCCUGUGCAUCGCCGCAGGACAGUACUCGCCCAAUGAUCCUGCUAGACCUCUCCACGAAUGCGACAUUUAUAGGAGCAAAGAAGCAGGAAGGAUCCUUACGCAAAUUAUGGAAAAAGGUUCUUCUCAAUCCUGGAGAGACGUUUUGUUUCAGGCUACAGGAGAAAGCAGACUGGAUGGAAGGGCAUUGAGGGAAUACUUCAGACCUUUGGAAGACUGGCUCAGAAAUGAGAACUUAAGAACAGGUGAAUUUGUUGGUUGGCUAUACGAUGGAGACUAUUGUAAACAAAGCAUAGAAACAGCUGGACUACAAGUUUAUGGAGGAUUUUAUAACAACUCUCAGACACCAACGAUUACCAGCUUUUUGCUCCUUAUAUCAUUAUUUUUCUGUUACAUGUUUAGUAAAACUAUACGAUGAUAUUUGAUUUAUUAGAACUUAUCAACAUGUAUUCUUGUAGGUAACCAACUGAAUAGUAUUGUCAAAUAUGUAAGAAUUAUAAAGAUUUUUAUGGUACGAUAUAAAAAUUAUUGUUUAAGUUUAAAAGUCUGGUUUCAUAAAUGAAAAUGCUAAAAAUGGAGUCGGGAGUUUAUUGAGUAAUUAAAAAAUAAGUAAAAAACAUAAUUAAUCAAAUAGGUUAUGUACGUUUUAUUUAUAAAAACCGAACUAUAAUAUUCAUUCUUAAAAUAAUUUUGUCUAAAUUUUAACCACUAUGCUACUGUUCCUUCUCUAAUAUCGAUGGAAGAGCAGUAACAACACAUUUAUAUUAUAUUAGAUUUUUAAUUUAAUUAUUUUUUAAUUUAAUUCUAUUAGAGAUUUGAACCAUAUUUUCUUUGAAUGCAAAAUUAACGAGAGAUAUAUAAAUCAAUUAUAUUACAAUUUACGACAAACACAAGUUCAUUUUCCAAUUAGUAUAGAAUAUCUAAUAAGUUGUCAUGAAAUGGAAAUAUUUAAAUUACUCAUAAACUACUUGAAAGAAACAAAUAUAGUCAUUUAAAUGAAAGAGAUAUAAAUAUCACAAAACUAAUAAAUUGAGGUAAAAAUAAAACAAAAAUCUGUGGCUAACGGACCCGCAUCCAAGCCAUUUUUUCUCACACACACAUAUAUUAUAUUUCUCGCGGUAUUUUUACCAUUUUUCAGUUUCCAUUUCUGAGAUUCAGCUGCGUAAAAUUAGUAGGGCAACGAUUUUUUCUCGUGUAGGUUUCAUAAUUUUUUAUAUACCUUUUAGAUAUACAUAUCUACAGAAAGUAUUUAAAAAACCAAAUGAAUGAUGGCUCUACUAGAAAUCAAUGUGUGUGAAUGUAGUACGUUUAUCGCAGCAAUUGAUAAGUCAGUAGUAUGACAAGUGGUCUUACUAAAUCAAAACUUUACUCUUAGCCAGUGGUCGGCAAAGUGCGGCUCCGGAGCCACAUGUGUCUCUUUGGCUCCUUAGAUGCGGCUCUGGCACAAAUAUCCACGGAAGGCGCAAUAAUAUUUUCAUUGGAAAAAAACUACAUUAAAACAUUACCUACAUCUUAUUGCUCUUAAUGCUACAAUAACCGAGUUGAAAUUUUCUCCUUUUGAAAUUGGCCUUAAUAGCUUUGAAAUACAAUUUCUGGAUUUAAAAACGAGGAGGUAUGGCGCUCUAAAUUCGAACAACGUCUUUGUGUUGAAUUGGAAAUAUUGGAGAUGAAAAAAAUGUUCACAACACAAGUGGUCUGCUUUGAAUCACCUGGAGAAGGAAGACAUGAUCAUUUUCAACGCUUGGAAGAGUAGGUAUUCCUGAUUCUUAUGAGCUGAGAAAGAUCACGUUUGCUGUUCUUUCCCUUGUCGGUUCUACAUAUUAACAUAUAAAAAUAGAUUUUGCGCCAAAAAUUUUGUAAAAAAUACAGUUUUGUAUUUAGUAUAUAAAACCUUACAAUAUAAAUGAGUCAGAUAAAAUAAAAUUAUUAGAAAAAUUUUUUACUAAGCAACAACAUUUUUGUUUAAUUUAUUAAUAUUUUGUAUUUUGACAACGACAUCCGAUGUGGACGUCGAAACGUUAAUAAAAUUAUUUUGUUAGUUAAAUUGUGGCUAAUUUCCCAUUUAGAAUAGUUGCUUAAAAAACGAAAAAAAAACAGACGUUUCUACUAUGAUUAAAAACGAAUAUAUUGCCAAAAAACGAAAAAACACGUUUUAAUUUUUUGCCAGGUUAUGGAUUAUGGUUAUAGGAUUAAAAAUUUUUGGUCGAAUACUUCUUGAUGUAGAACAUGUGUGUUUAUUUGGAAUAUCGCUGGGAGCAUUUUUCACUAUCUUAACCGACUAGGCCCUUUAGUUUUAUUUAGUGUAAUAAAAGUUUUAGGUCUGGAUCCCGCGUAUGAAAAAAAAGUUGAUUAAUAGCAAGCUGAAAAUUUGUUAAUAGCUUAAGGGUGUCUAGUCGGACAAACUUUGAUAUAUGGGAACACUGGAACAGGGGAAGUUUUAAUUGUGGAACAGGUUAAAAAUUGGGAACGGUCAGACCACGAAAACGGCACAUGUAUUUUGUCCGACAGAAUAGACUUAAACUCUCCGAACAGAGAUUAAACGCUCAUGCAAAAAUCAGACUGCUAUUUAUUACCAAAUGGGCGUUUUAAUGAGUGGAACAUGUAGAAUAUGUCAAAUGACAGGAAUUAUGACAGGUGAUAAAUAGCAGUCUGAUUUUUGCAUGAGAGUUUAAUCUCUGCUCGGAGAGUUUAAGUCUGUUCUGUCGGACAAAAUACAUGUGCCGUUUUCGUGGUCUGACCGUUCCAAAUUUUUAACCUAUUCCACAAUUUAAACUGCCCCUGUUCCAGUGUUCCCAUAUAUCAAAGUUUAUUCGACCAGACACCCUUAAGCUAUUACCAAAUUUUCAGCUUGCUAUUAAUCAACUUUUUUUUCAUACGCGGGAUCCAGACCUAUUUGCUGAACAAGCAGAUUUGGCUGCCAAUUUUUUUUAAAUUGUUGUAUUGUUCCAUUCUAAACCAACUCAAUAUUAAAAAAAAGGCUGUCCACAAUAUGUCUGCAACGAAUUCUACAAUUAUUUGGUCACGUGGUUCGCAGAGGUGACGACAGUUUGGAGAGAUUAAUUGUUUCUGGAAACGUUCCGGGGAGAAGAUCAAGAGGACGAUCACCAACUAGAUGGUCUGACCAAAUAAAGCAUUCAGCUGGAAACUCAUUCUGCGAAGCUCUUAGAGCAGCUGAAGAUAGAGACCAAUGGAGAAACAUUGUUAGGAAUAUUGGAAGAAAUCACGAUCCUCAGUAAUGGGGAAACGACAGGAGAGAGAGAGAGAUUGUUCGUAUUUGGCUCUUUGGCUAAAAAGUUUGCCGACUAUUCUCUUAACUACUUCAGAUCCUCUUAGGGUUAUAAAAUGAUGGCUAGUAUGUGUUUUGAAUUUUUUAUACCUAAUAGGUACAAUUCUAUGAGUUGAUAUGUGCGUUCAAAUUGGAAUUGGAUUCUUCCCUGAAUAAAAUGUUUUCAAAAUUAUCAAACCUCCUUAUCAUUUCGUUUCAAAAUUUUAGUAGAUUCUUGUAAGAAUUUAUCUCUUGGACUAACUGGAUUUUCUAGGCGCUUAGUUAAAACCUCCCCCUCUAUCUUCUUCUUUUUGUGUAGACAUGACUCGAUCUGUUUUUUCAAUGUGCCUCCAUUAAGUUGUCGUUCCAUUGUUAUCGUGAUCUACCCACUGAUCCUCUUCCUAUUGGUAACCAGCUCUCGCCGUCCUUACUACUCUAUUUGUUUUCAUUCUGCUUAUGUGGUCGUUCCAUUCUACUCUUCUGUUUCUUACCCAGGUAUUAAUGUUCUUCACCUUGCAUCUCCGUCGCAUAUCUGUAAAUUAAAACCUGUGUUUAGAAUUAACCAAAACUUGAAUUUUUGAAAGUGAAAUUAUUCAGUAUGAGUGUUGGACUUCUUUUUAAUUUAUGACAAAUUUAAAAUUUAGAUUUGGAGUUUUCAACUUUCUGUUAAUUAUAAAUUAAAGUUAUAUGAGGUAGGGCGUUGUCAGACUAAUAAAGAACUAUCCUGUUUGACUCUAAUUAGUAGACCAAGCUGACUCUGUUGACGGCACCCCGAUUUUAUAUUAACGAAAUUGUGGUCUUGAACAAUCGAUUUUAAAUUGUACUAUAAAUAUAUCAACUCUAUUUUCUGAAUAGUAAACUAGUACCCAAGGGGCUAUAGUUAUAAUUUAUUUCUUCAAUUGCGGAGCUGCCAUGUUAGAUUUUUGUCUGCCAGUUCAACCUUUUGUAUAGAAUAAAUUUUUCUAGCAGUAUCUCGUUCGAUUAAAAUUAUAUGUACAAAAGUGUAAAUAUAAGUUAACAUUUUAGUUGUAAUAAGUGUUUUAAUAAACAAUUUUUGUAUAAA